Molecule: messenger RNA, 1518 nt
Organism: Tarenaya hassleriana
Lineage: Eukaryota; Viridiplantae; Streptophyta; Magnoliopsida; Brassicales; Cleomaceae
Product: pentatricopeptide repeat-containing protein At4g33990-like
Exons: 1
Coding region: 1-1518 (505 amino acids)
Biological process (GO): RNA modification
Cellular component (GO): intracellular membrane-bounded organelle
Molecular function (GO): RNA binding; protein binding
Source: RefSeq, a predicted model, not a curated record
AUGGAUAUGUACGCAAGAUGUGGCCAAAUCGACGAUACACGCAAAGUGUUCGACGAAAUGCGUGUUAGAGACCGGUUUUGUUGGAGUCAGAUGAUGUUUGCCUAUAAAAACGCGAAACGGCCAGAAUCAGCACUUGCGUUGUACCAGGAGAUGAAGCAGAACAAUGUCGAUGCAGAUUCUGUAAUAAUGGUGAAUGUCGCCUCAGCUGUUGCGCAGUUGAGGAGCGUAGUUUUGGCUCAAGGUAUCCAUGGAAGUGCCAUGAAACAUGGGUUUGUUUCUGAUUGGUAUCUUCAAGCUGCCAUGGUAGACAUGUACGCAAAAUGCGGCGAAACGGGUGAAGCUCGAAGAAUUUUCGAUGAAAUGAGGUUAAAGGACUCAGUUUGCUGGACAAGUAUGAUCACUGCGUAUGAACAAACCUCUCAGCCGAGAGAAUCUAUUGGGUUGUUCUUGAUGAUGCAACGAAAUAGGGUUUUUGCAGAUUCUGUGACGUUAAUCAGUGUUGUCUCUGCUAUUGCACAGGUGGGAGGUUCUUCCCGUGCAAAAUCUGUACACGCUUACGCCGUUUCAAGUGGUUUCGUCAAGGAUGCUUCUGUCGGGAACUCGUUGAUAGCUAUGUAUGCUAAAUGUGGACAGACUGAAGAAGCACGCCUCGUGUUUGAUCAGAUGGAUAGAAAAGACAUUAUCUCGUGGAACUCGAUGCUUUCGGGUUAUGUCCAAAACGGGUUAGCUUGUGAAGCUUUUACACUCUUCAAUGAGAUGUUGGCUUCUGAAUGCAAGCCGGGUUCAGUAACAGCUCUGGUUAUUGUGUCUGCCUGUACUUAUCUUCGUUCCAGCCAACUCGGGAGGAAAAUGCACGAUCUUAUAAUCAAGAACAAGAUCAAGAUCGACACGAAUGUUAGUAAUGCAUUGAUGGAGAUGUACGCCAAAUGUGGAGAUUUAGAGACAGCCAGAGACAUUUUCAGACAGAUUCAUCCGAGCCAACGUGACGUAAAAUCUUGGAACGCGAUGAUUUCAGGCCACGGGAUGCAUGGACACGGAGAAAAAGCACUCGAGUUCUACUCUAAGAUGAAGGAACAAGGCAUAAAACCCGACCGUAUAACCUUCCUGUCUGUGCUCUCCGCCUGUAGCCACGCAGGACUGUUCGUCCAAGGCAGAAAAUGCUUCGAAGAGAUGGAAGAACACUCAGUGACCCGCGAUUCCCGACACUACGCUUGUGUUGUCGACAUGCUCGGGAGAUUAGGGUUCUUACGAGAAGCACACGAUCUGGUGAAGGGCAUGGAAAUUGAACCGGAUGAUAGUGUUUGGGGAGCUUUGCUCUUAGCUUGCAGGAUCCAUGGCGAUAUAGGACUGGGAAACAUGGCGGCGAGGAAUCUAUGUCGGAAACAUUCUGGAUGUUAUGUUCUUAUGUCCAACAUAAACGCAACGUUUGGUAGAUGGGAAGAGGUCAUUCAGCUGAGAAGAGAGAUGGAGGUUAAGGGAAUGAAAAAACCUGCAGCUCUCAGUGCUCUUGAUCCUUAA